Fulvia fulva is the source of this 762-nucleotide messenger RNA. RefSeq lists its product as uncharacterized. Bases 1 to 762 code for a protein of 253 amino acids. The record is from RefSeq and is a predicted model, not a curated record. The transcript has 4 exons. Gene Ontology annotation, cellular component: cytoplasm; nucleus. Lineage: Eukaryota; Fungi; Ascomycota; Dothideomycetes; Mycosphaerellales; Mycosphaerellaceae.
AUGAAGACGUUGUGUCUCCACGGCGCGUACGGCAGCGCUGCAAACUUCAGGGUGCAGUUGGGCCCCUUUAUCGACAGCAUAGAAAACCCCGGCAACGUGGACUUCAAGUGCAUCGACGGCGGCCACGUGGCCACGCCGCCCAAGGGCUUCGAGGCCUACUUUGGCGCCCCUCCCCUGUUCCGCUUCAUCAACUUUGACGGCAUCGAGGGCCUUGACGACAUGCUCGUGAAGAUCCGCCAUGUACCCGAGGGCAUGAGCGCAGAGGACACGAUGCGUAACCUGAUUGGCGAUAAGGAUGUCUUUAGCGGUCCGGCUGUCAAGUCGACGAUGGACAGGCUAUGUGAGAUGUUAGACGAGGAUCACGAGAUUGAAGGAAUCCUUGGCUAUUCCGAAGGAGCCACGGCGGCUGCCACGCUCAUUCUUGAGGAACGUCGCCGAUUCGAAGAGGAGGGUCGACCUCGUCGCAUCAAGUACGCCGUAUUCUUCGCCGGAUGGCCACCCGUCGCUCUCAAGGGCGACAAGGUGCAGUGCCUCCUGGCCGACGAGUGUGAGGACAUCAUUGAUGUUCCUACCUGUCACAUAGUCGGCUGCAAGGACCCGUACAUUGGCGGCGCCAUGGCGCUGUAUAGUAUGUGCAACGAGGAUACGGCCAUUUUGUUUGACCACGGCAAGGGCCACACAAUGCCGCGCGACGCCAUCACCAUCAAGGAGCUGUCGGCGGCUGUAGAGCAGACAUUUGCACGGCGGGAGGCGGCGGUUUGA